AUGCAAUCCGGAUCACAGGCUCAGAGAGGCUAUUCGCAGCGGCGCACAGAAGACAAUGCUUCCCAACCACCCAAUGGUCAGAACAGAGCCAUGUCGCCAAAUGGAGUGCCGUCGAGAGCUUCGACUGCUUCGAUGAAGUCGUCGCAGAGCAGCAGUACGCGCCGGUCGACUCGUGAGAACGGAAGUUCAGGCACGAGUGUCCCACUGUCGCAAAUCGAAAAGAGCGUCACCCACCUUCUCGUCGCUACCAAGCAGCUCCUUGAAACUCUCACCCAGUGGUCCCGCGGCCACGCGACCGACACGCAAGUCUCCGAUGUCUAUGUCCGUCUAGGUUACGAAUUCAAUAUGGCAUGUCGUGCCUUUACUGCCAUAAAUGUCGACACGUCCGACCUCGGUAAUGUUCCCGACUUGCUUCGAAGCAUCCUCGAAUCCACCUUGAGCCAAGAAGCCAGCGCAGAAAGCCUAGAACGAUAUUUGCCACGCAUCAGAGAUAUCAUCAUCAACCUGCUCCAUGGUCUGAAGCGGAAGCAGCAGCGUCUGCGUCAACGACAGGCUCGAGACAGGGAAGGCAGCGGCAACAUCCCUGAGCGCACGACGAGCAUUAGUACUGUCACGAGUGGAAGUAGUGGUGGGCUAACAAGCAUGCUCGACGAGGGCCUCGACGCCGGAUACAAGCAAGAGCAAUCGCGUCCAGAGGAACCUGUGUCGCAAGGCCCCAGUUCUUCGCCCAGUCGUCGAUCCAAUGCGCCACGGGAGCCAUCCCGCAACUCGUUUCAGGCGAAUCGCACCUCAAUUCAAAAUGCGCCAUCUAUACCGCCGCCGUAUCCAGGCGAUGAAGGUCAACUGCCUUCUGGCCCUUCCGGAGAUAUAAAUAUCGAAGCCUUCCCGCCCCCACCACCGCCCCCUCCGGAACCUCAAUCAAGCGCACUCGCCGCGCUGCAAAAGGGAGGUGACUUGGAAAGACGAGCCUCGCGGCGAUACUCACAAUAUCAAAUAUCGAAACACCUCGGUGCCGCUAAUGCCGUCCCCAUGCUGCCGCAUCAGAAUUCCCCUAUACCGAAUCGUGGACGCAAGGAAGCACGAGAAUCGCUGCACGCGGUGCAAAAGCGCGAAUCCAUACGACACAGCCGCCAUCAGUCGAACCUGUCAAAAUCUGGUACCUCACCAGCUCCCGCGAUAAUUACCGAGGAGCGUCCUGCGGAGAAUAGAAAUGGGGUCGACAGUCCUAUGAUUCAAACCCCCGAGGAUAAAUACGCCCCAAGCGCUACCUUGUCCGGUCCGCUCCCCGAGCCUCCGCACUUCAUCGAUGAGCCAACAAGAGCGGAACCAGAAAGAAAAGCAGUUGACAAGGCUGAACAAUUACCUCCUGUUCCAGAGCCAAAGGGUGAUUCAUAUUUCCAGGUUUCACCACCACCUACCCCGACCAAAGACUUGACUCUGUUCCUCCAAUACAAGUCUAAAGUCAAAAAGAUCGUUCUGCCAGAGGGACGAAGCGAGCUAUCCAUUGGACGCCUACAGCUCGCGUUUAUCGAAAAGUUCUCCUGGAAUACACAGCAGAACGGCACCGAUCUGCCAGAAAUUUAUAUUCAGGACCCUGUUUCAGGCGUUCGACACGAGUUGGAGGACCUUUCGGAUGUCAAGGAUCGGACUGUGCUCGUACUGAACAUAGAAGCCCUCGACGAAGUCAAGCGCCACAUCGACGAUGGCAUCUUUGGAUUGACCAAAAUUGUGCAGGAUGUCCAGCAAAAUGUCCAGAGCCAGGCGGCCACUCUUCAACGAGUCUCAGAUAGGCAACAGGAGACUGCCGACGAGGUCUCUCGCUUGGCUCUUGCACCACCUGUUUCUGUCCAGUCUGCUGACGGAUCCAAGUCUGUUGUUAGCGCUGGACCCAGACUCGGCGCAAGCCACGCUGCGCAGAUCCAAACAUUCCGCCGCGACAUUGCUGUAUUGCGACAGACGUAUUCCAACUUUCAAUCCGCAAUAGAUGCAUCCAUGUCCGCUGUUCGUCAAAAGGCUGCAAGUGUUAAGUCAGUAGCUGCAAACGCUGCCAAGCCUGAUAUGGAGGGCGACCCGGGAUACUCUUAUGUGACCAAGGGCCGCAAGAAGCUUAAUGCCGACUCGGAUCGCUUGGUUGGCAAGGUGGACGAUCUCCAGGACCUGAUUGAGGAUCUACGCAAAGAUGUCGUCCACCGAGGCGUCAAGCCGCUACCGCGCCAGCUUGAAUCUGUCAAUAACGACAUCAGCGAGCUCACCAAUGCCCUCAAGACUAUGGAAAACUACAUGAUCGAGGAGAAGCCAGUUUGGACCAAGAUAUGGGAGAAGGAGCUCGAGGAUGUAUGCCAGGGCCGUGACGAAUUACGCCUUAUGGAGGAUCUGAUGGUCGAUCUGCGUGACGACUUGGAAAAGGCCACAGAAACAUUUGCCCUCGUCGAGCAAGCUAUGAAGGAGCAGAUGAAGGACAGCGGCGCUGGAGCCAACACAGGGUCGUCGCGCCUAUUCGCCAAGGGCCUAGUCAACCUCGGCAACGGCGCCGAUCCAAACGAGGCCAAGGAAGGCGUGCUGGGUGAAGUGCGCGCCCUACAGCCUAAUCACGAAAACCGCCUGGAUGCCAUUGAGCGCGCUGAGAAGCUCCGCCAAAAAGAGCUCCAAAGCCGCAGCGGCAACGAGCUCCAGCGAGAGAUUGCCAGCUUCGUGCGCGAUGGCAAGCUCAAAAAGUCGGGCGGCUUCGAGGAAGUCGAACGGGCGAGAAUUGCUAAAGACGAAAAGAUUCGCCGCGAGGUUUGGGAGCGCAUGAACGGCAUCAUUGCUGAGGUCGAGGGCGAGUAUGACGAAGACGAAGAAGAAGAAGAAGAGGAGGAGGAGGAGGAAGAGGAGGAGGAGGAGGAAGAGGAGGAGGAGGGCGAAGAAUUCGAAGAUGCAGCGGCCGAGGUCCCGGCGGCCGAGGGUGAGGCUGACGGCGCAGCACGACACUCGGGAGGUUCUGCGGGUACGACUACGAAUAAAGAAUAA
Akanthomyces muscarius is the source of this 3009-nucleotide messenger RNA. RefSeq lists its product as uncharacterized. Gene Ontology annotation, molecular function: cytoskeletal regulatory protein binding. The transcript has 2 exons. The coding region runs from base 1 to 3009 and encodes 1002 amino acids. The record is from RefSeq and is a predicted model, not a curated record. Gene Ontology annotation, biological process: establishment of cell polarity. Gene Ontology annotation, cellular component: cytoplasm; cell tip. Lineage: Eukaryota; Fungi; Ascomycota; Sordariomycetes; Hypocreales; Cordycipitaceae.